Orbicella faveolata is the source of this 4346-nucleotide messenger RNA. RefSeq names its product sperm-specific sodium:proton exchanger-like. Gene Ontology annotation, biological process: sodium ion import across plasma membrane; regulation of intracellular pH; potassium ion transmembrane transport. Gene Ontology annotation, molecular function: monoatomic ion channel activity; potassium:proton antiporter activity; sodium:proton antiporter activity. Gene Ontology annotation, cellular component: plasma membrane. The record is from RefSeq and is a predicted model, not a curated record. Lineage: Eukaryota; Metazoa; Cnidaria; Anthozoa; Scleractinia; Merulinidae.
AAUUGAAAACCCGUCUAAGACGGAAAAGUACAUAGCAUAAAGCCAAUGAACAGAGAAAAAAAGUAAAAGUAGAGUAAAUAUGGUAUCAUAAGAGUUGUCCUGUACACCCAGAAAAAUUGGGAAGCGGUUAUGACCAAAAUCUACGAUCUACCCUACACUAUUUAUGACCCGACCAAGAAUUCGAUACCCUAUUUAUGGCCAUUGCGGCUGGCACAGUUGCCCUAAACAUAAUUUAUGACGGGCUUUUGGUGAUGGUCUUAUCGAUAAUGAUGAAAAGGUAGCUUCUUCUUGAAAAGCAUACCCAUUCAAUACUAGAGUGCAAAAACCAUACCCUAUUUGUGACCAAAAUGGCCAAAAUCGAUCCCCUAUUUUUGAGCAAAACGGCUGACAAACCACACCCUUUGGGGCUGCACAUACCUAUAUAGCCCACAUAAGAGAGUACCCACCCCGAUCCAAUUUACAGCUGUAUAAAGUCUAAUUCAUGAAACUGAAUUUUAACUUUGUAAAUGUUAAAAGGAACAAGCAAACAGCUUUCUACUAUCAUCGAAGGUGAAUCGUUAUUAAACGAUGGAAUGGCGAUUGUGUUGUACAAGAUAUUUUUUAACCUGGCAUUUAAAUCGAUGACUGCUACAGAAAUCGGACUCUAUUUUCCACGUGUAGCUCUUGGCGGAUUCUUUUUCGGUCUGGUCGCUGGAAGGGUUACAGUGUUUUGGCUGCAGCAUGUGUUUAAUGAUGCCCUGGUAGAAAUUACCAUCACUUUAGCUAGUACCUACUUGACAUUUUACAUUGGAGAAGAGGUCCUAGGAAUAUCUGGUGUGAUUGCUGUCGUUAUGUUAGGAAUAGAAAUCAACGCGCUAAAAACAAGCAUCAGUCCCGAAGUCGAGGUUUUCUUGCACAGGUUCUGGGAGAUGCUGGCGUACCUGGCAAACACACUUAUUUUUAUCAUGGUUGGUGUCGUGAUCAUGGAAAAGGCACUUAAUAGUUUGAACGAAUACGAUUUAUUUCUCCUGGUGGUGGAUUACUUUGGCAUAACUGUGAUAAGGGGCUUAGUUAUGAUGACAUUCAGCCCCAUUCUGAUGCGUAUCGGAUACGGUCUUUCAUGGCAGAGUGCUGUAGUGGCGGCCUGGGGUGGAUUGCGAGGCGCUGUGGGCCUGGCUCUAGCAUUGCAGGUGUAUAUUGAUCAACCUCUGAUUGGAGGAAAGGUUUUGGCGCACACGGCUGGCAUUGUCAUGUGCACUCUUCUCGUUAAUGCUACAACGAUGAAGAAACUGCUGGAGAAACUCGGAAUGAGUGAUAUAUCAGACGCCAAGAAAAUUGCCAUGGCUAAUGCCGUGAGACAAAUCCAAGAAAGCAAUCAACGCACCCUUACAAUGCUGAGGGCUGACCGCUUCCUCGCUGACGCAGACUGGGAUAUAGCUGAGCGGGACUGUGAGAUGCAUAAUCCUUACAUGCAUGUAGAGGGGGAGGUAAGAAAAGAGACCCCACUAUUGGUUCGUCUUAGCACAUGCCCAAAUUGUGAAAGCAGCGUGCCCAAUGAACCUUCGCCCAAAGAAUUCGCCGAGAUGACAAACGACGGUAGAGUACGUUUAAUCAAAGCUCUUAAGGUCAGUUACUGGAAGCAGUUUGAACAUGGAAUGCUAUCCCGCGAAGCUGUACAGGCCUUGAUCAACCUAGCUGACACUGCCAUGGACGAGGAAGAGGGUUUCAUCGAGAUGAGUGACUUGCAACCCUACUGGAGAGUUCCACCUUAUCUACAAAAACUUAAAGAUAAAUUGGAACAGCUGAAGCAGACCAAACCGACAGAACGCAUACCGCCACCAAAUAACAAGAUUCUUUCCUUCAUGUACGAUGUGGCUGCACACGUUGUCUUUGAUGUGGUUAUUAACACCUUGAUCAUCAUCAACAUGGUACCUAUUGUCCUGGAGCUGGCAUCAGAUGACGAUGCUCCGUACAUGACGAUCUUGAACAACAUCAAUUACGUAUACUGUGCCAUUUAUGUCACUGAAGCAUUGUGGAAGGCUUUGGCAUUCCGGCGGUACUACUUUAAGGACAACUGGAACCUGCUCGACUUGUUUAUAGUUGCCUUGUCCAUUAUCGACAUCGUUUUAGACCAGGCGGCCGAUAACGCCACAGGGAGUUUUUCUCCAUCUAUUCUUAAGGUGGCCAAAGUCUUUAGAGUGCUUAGAAUGGGUCGUUUGCUGAGACUUUUCAAGACUCUUCUUCCAAAACUGAUAGACGUAGUGAACAACAUCAUCAACCGGCAGUUAAGCUUUGGCUAUGAUGUUGGCAAAGGUUAUAUCAUUGCUGAAGAAGAAAUCAUUAAGCUGAUUGAUCAUAUGGUGGUAGACAAAAGGAUCGCAAAGGAUUUAAAGCAAAGAUCUGAAAGAAACCGAUUGGAUGUUGUUAAAAGCCUGGGUAUGCUGCAACGUGAACACCCAGGCAUUGCAAUCUCCGUUAAAACCCGGCAGGCAAUUCGCACCAUUCUGAACAACGCUCGUGACGUCAUUCACGAACUCAAGGGUGGUGGAUUGUUAGAUGAAGCUGAGGCAGGAAAACUUGAAUCGAUUGUUGAAGUAAAAAUGAAGCGGCAGCUUAGUGCUCCAGCCUCCAUUCCGCCUCAAAAGCCCAUGGAGUUGCUCCGUAAUGUCGUGUGGUUAGAGGGAAUGCCACCAGAGGCGGUCGACCUCGUAACUUCUGCUGCUCGUAUCAAGAGGUUUGAUGCUGGGGAUACUAUAACAAGACAGGGUGAAGAAUUGACGGGAAUAUACUUGAUUGUUUCAGGAAUGGUUAAGAGUCUUCUGUUACGGCUACAGCUUUUUUUGUUGUUGUUGCAGAUGAUCGGUGUAUCAGUGGCAAAGAAAAGUUACAUGGACGGUGAGGAACCCGAAGUAGGAGAGAUGAUAGUCACUACUGAUUACAUUUCUGCCGGCAACCUGAUUGGUGAGAUGGGCCUUCUCACUUCGGCUAGAAGAAACUCCUCCUGCACCUGCGAGUCCGCAGUCCAGGCCUAUUAUAUCACAGCAGAAGAUAUGAACAAAGCCAUGAGACGCUACCCAGAUCUCGUAGACCGUCUAUGGAGAGUUUGUGGUGUCAGAAUUGCCGUGCCACUUCUCCUGGAUGUACCCAAUUACUACAACUGGACCAAGGACAAGAUCAGUAUCAUGUGCGAACGAUCGUUCAUUGCCACUCUUCCCAAGGGCCCCAAUGCUAUCUUCAAAGCUAAUGAACAAAUGAAAGAGAUUAUCCUUAUCCAAGGUAAGGUUACGGAUCUCGAAAGCAGAGAAAUCUACGAUGGACCGUGCGUACUGCCGAGGACUUACCGAGCAUUUAAAUUGCAUUACGAUGUUGACGAGCCCAAAAUUUUAGUGAUUGUUCGUUCGCAUGAAAGUGCGAUGCCUGAUGACCCAGAGGACAAUCCAUCAGCGUUGGACCUUGUAGGAAUUCAAUCAGGACCGUGGAGACGCGAUAGUCACUCUUCGUUCUCGACUCGAGCUAUGUCAUUCGAAAAGUUCGCGGGAGGUACAGAAGCAGUGUUCAGAGGCAAGCGAAGAGUCACUCUGGGUGGCCGAUCCAUUACGAGUACUGACGAAGGUUACCGAAGGCUUGAUCCCCUACCUGACAGAUUGCAAGGUAGAAAGAUAGUAGUAUCACCGAUUGCUGACGAUGAUAAAGGUAAGAGUGCUGACGAGAAUUUUUCAUUUUGGGUCUUCUUUUUCGUCAGGAAGUCGUGUAAUCUGUACUGUUAGUUUAUUGCAAGUUAUAUCCUCCAUUUGUUUGCUAGGUUUCUUUUAAAAGACACUUUCCAGUGUUCAGUUUAUUCAACAGGGGCCCGAUUCUCGAAAGCCCGGGAAACUUUUCGGGCCUGAAGAACCAUUCUUAGCUAAUCGGUAUUGAAGGGGCAGUCUCACCAAGAUUUAGUCCUACUUGAAAAUCCAAUUAAGGUGUUGGUAUUAAUUGGAAAUCCACUAGAAGUUGCCUAACCUUGCUAAAAUGCUCCGUUCUAGUCACGAAAGUUGUUUACAACUGUUGUGGCUACGGACGAGUAAGAAAGAAGUGGUCUAAAACUUAAAAACCUCGGCCCGACGUUUUCAAGUUUGACAAUGUUACUUGGUGGAAAAUCACUAAAAAUCAUUGAUCUAUUAGGGAUUGAAUUUAUGCCUUUUUUUGUCGUGUUAUUAUUCUGUUGAUCAGUGAGUGCACGUUUACAAUUCUAGGAUAGUUUGCACAAAACUUAGAAGACCUCUCGUGAUACUGCCCCCAGAGAGGUGCAUACGCCUGAAUCUUCUUGUACGGAAUGGAACCUCUGUUUAUGUCAGAAUAUGUCAAUAAAACAGCUCUGUAAUCAU